Messenger RNA from Pipra filicauda (Wire-tailed manakin), 8590 nucleotides. Its product is annotated as 7-methylguanosine phosphate-specific 5'-nucleotidase-like. Gene Ontology annotation, cellular component: cytoplasm. NCBI's taxonomy places the organism in Eukaryota, Metazoa, Chordata, Aves, Passeriformes, Pipridae. The record is from RefSeq and is a predicted model, not a curated record. Gene Ontology annotation, molecular function: 5'-nucleotidase activity; magnesium ion binding.
AUGGGGUUCCGCGACUCCGCGUCCCCGGCGCUGCGGGGCGGUUCAGUGCCGGGCCCUGCCCGCGGCUUCUUUAUUGGAACCUUUCCUUUCUGUUCCGCCCUCCCCGCUCGCUGCGGCAGAAACGAAACCGCCGGUCCCGCCCCGCGCUGCUGCGGGCGCCGGGCGGAGGCGCAGCCGGGGCGCGGGGGAUCCCCCCGCACACCCCACCCCGAGCACGCCCCGCGUCCCCCCCGGCCCCGCGGCCGCGUUCCGCGGCGGCCCCGGGGCUGGGCGGGGGAGCGUGGCCAGGAGGGCGCUGGAGGCUCCUCGGUCCCACCAGGGCGGCACCGAGCGGGGUCUCUGCUCUGCCCGCAGGUGCCCGAGCUGGAGAAAGCCACGGUCCGGAUCCGGCAGCCCGAGCGCGUGCGGGGGAUCCUCCGGACCCUCCGGGAGCAGGGGGUGGCCAAGCUGCAGGUCACUUCUGACUUUGACAUGACACUGAGCAGGUUUGGAUGCAACGGCAGGCGCUGCCCCACAUCUCACAAUAUCCUCGGUACCAGCCGUGUUGUCAGUGAGGAUGGCAGGAAGAAGCUGAAGGACCUGCUGCACUAUUACUAUCCCAUUGGAAUUGAUCCCAACCGGACUCUGGAAGAGAAAUGUCCCCUCAUGGUGGAGUGGGAUGGCUUCAAGGAAUUCUUUGAUCAGCUGCACAAGAACAAUGUCCCCCUGUUCAUCUUCUCUGCUGGCGUCGGUGACGUCCUGGAGGAGAUUAUCCGCCAGGCCAGCGUCUUCUACUCCAACGGCAACGUGGUGUCCAACUACAUGGACUUUGAUGAUGACGGAGUCCUCACGCACUUCAAGGCACCCCUCAUCCACACCUACCACAAGAACAACACCGUGCUGCGCACAGAUUACUUCCAGCAGCUGAGCACGAGGACGAACAUCAUCCUGCUCAGGGACUCCGUGGGUGACCUGACGAUGGCAGAUGGCAUUCCCAGCGUGGGGAAUAUCCUCAAGACUGGCUUUCUCAAUGACAAGGUGGAAGAGCGGAGGGGGAAGUACCUGGAAGCCUAUGACAUCGUGCUGGAGAGCGACGAGACGCUGGGCGUGGUCAAUGGGAUUCUCCGGUACAUCCUUACUGAGACAUGAGCUGGGAAGAGGCAUCCCAGCUCUGGCCCCGCAGCAGGCACUGGGCAGGGAAUGUCCUCCCUGGGACAGAGCUGGAGGGAAUCUGCUGGUACUGGCUGGGCUCCGUCCUGACCUCACUAAUGCCCUCAGCCCUGGAGAGGGAGAGAAGAGAUGGAGGAAUCUUCUCCAUUCCCUUUACCCCAACUCCCUGGUUCUGCUGCUUCCCUCUUGGACUGGCUUCAUCCAACUUGGACUUCAUCCCACUGGGAAUUCAUGCCCUCUACCUCCCAAGGCCACAACAAACCAUUCCAUGUUUCAGGAAGAGAUAUUCUGCACCUGCUUCAGCAGCUGAGUGUGGAAUGGAGAUGGUUUGCUGUGGGACAGACCCGGUUUAGAUGAAGUUUUAGAGUCACUGUGUUCUUCACUAAGAAAACAAAUCUCUCUCCUCCUGUUUUCCUGUUUCUGAGCCCUGGGGCCACCACUGGGCUGGUGUGGCCCUGCCAGGCAUCGCAUUGCCCAGCCCUACAUCCCUCAUGGAAACCUGCAGCUCCCUGGCCUUGGGUCCCACCUCGUCCCUCUUGCACCAAGACAAUUCUUACUGUGGACAAAAAGCUUUUCCAGCCGUCCCUGAAGGCCCCAGAACUCAACUGCUGCUGCUGCCCAAACCCAGAAUCCAUCUCUGACAGGACUUCUUCCAUCCUGCAUACGGCAAAUCCAUUGCCACAGCUCCUCCUUUUCUGCUUUCUAAAGCUGGAUAUGCUUUUAAUGAUUGAGAGGUUCUGGCACAACUGAGCAAGCAUGGAAAGACACACGUAAAGAGAAACACUACGGAAAGUCCUGGUACGAUAACUACAAUAAUUUUCUUAAUAGUGGAAGAGAGGCCUUUGAAGGGCAGCCAGUUGAAAAAAUCAUCAAAGGUCAGAGGAUCAGCUUGCUUGAUUUCAUGAACUAAGGACUUAAGCUGAUUAAUCUGGGAGUGGAUAGAUUGGGAGUGAUCAGAGAAGUUGAGGCAGCAGAGGCCUUCAAACUCCUGACACCCAUGGCCGUUUACUAGAAGGAGAAAAUCUAUUGCAGCACGAUUUUGUAACAAGGCCUUCUUAUUGGUUUGGGUAUCUUGUAAUAGAUCAUCAAGGGCAGCACUGGUGGCAUCAGCUUCUUUUGCAAGCCAACAUCCCAUUCUGGUAAGGAGCAUUAAGUCUCUUGUGGAGCUGACAACUGGAAGCAGACCACUUAGAAUGUUUGCGGUGUCGGACCAAAAAAGCAUGUUGGAAUUGCAUUCUGCUGUGAAUUCACUCAAGGACUGCAAUUUUGCUAAGGGAUGUUCUUCAACUGGAGGUGGGGGUGCUGCAGCCACAGGGACCUGCACUGCCUUAGGUGGAGAAGGUGGUUUUGGUUGUGAUGGAUAGAAGUUAAGAGGUGGGUGUAAACCUUGGAAUUGCCUGCGCACUCUAUGACGUGGGAAGGGUGAGGUUGUUUGGAGGUUAAGGUUUCUUUUUGCAUGAAUUUUGGGAGGACUUACAGGUAAAGAUUUCAUAAGGGUAGCUGGAUUGUACAGUGUUAAUUUUCCAAAUGUGCAGGGGCCUCCAGCAGCUAAUCUGGGAAUCAUAUUCCAGACUCUAAGUCCACAAAUUAAAAAGAUUCCUUUUGGAAGAAUAACUGAAUCAGGGGUAGCGUGUAUCUGGUAAGGAACCUCUUCCUUGCACCAAAAACUGAAGUUGGAAUAAGGUCCAUAAGAGGUGACAUUAAUGAAUUCAGGAGGGGCAACAUAUUUGUUGUGAAUGAAGUAAAAACAGAGAGGAGAUAUGAUACUCCCCAAGAUUUCUAAUUCCUCAGGUCUCUCCCACUGAUAGCUAAAUGUCUGUCUGUCAUGUGAAGUUUCUGCUGGUCUUGUGAGACAAUCUAAGAAUGGAUUUUUAAACUGAUCAUGGUCAUCACACCAGGGGAUAUAUUGAUUUCUAAAAUCACCCCAUUCUCUGGGUGUCCAGGGGAUUCCUACCAGACAGGUCUUAAAAGGGUGCAAGGGAUCUAAGGUAGAGAGACAGAUAGAGUCAGUAUUUAGUGAUUGUGCCAGGUUUAGCCAAACAUUUUGACCAGGGAGCAUUACCCAAUUUGGAAUUGUUGGAGGAGGUGUGGCAAGGGCUCCUGAUGUUAAGUCUUUCUGAUUUGCUGGUGUUAUGCUGCACACAAAAACCAGGAUUAUCCCGAAAGUGAUGCUGAUGGGGGAUCGCUUCCUGUAGUUGGUGCUGAAUCCGCUGGUGCUGGAUCUGCUGCUGGUUGAGCUGGGAGGGAAACUUCUUGGUGGAUCCUCACUAGUCUGGACGGUAUCCAUCUUGGACCUGCUCCUGUGGAGACACAAGCAUGUCCUCUCCCCCAAACAAUUAGAGGGACCGGACCAAGCCAUUCUCCUGUCAGGAUAUCCUUGUAUUUUACCUUAGCUUCCCCCGUUUUUAAUUUUCCAGCUCCAAAAUGAUGUCCAACAGGUGAAACAUCCUCAUGCAGCCUAUUUAAAAAAUUGAGGACAUACAAUGCCUUGUUUAAACGUUCUGAUGGAGAGAGACCUACAGUUGUUUUUUCUUGUUUUUUCAGCAUAUCUUUUAAAGAUUUGUGAGUUCUCUCUACUAUCGCUUGGCCCUGUGGAGAGUGAGGAAUGCCAGUGGUGUGAACUAUUCCCCACAUAUUGAAAAAUUCUUUAAGGGAAGCAGAAAUGUAUGCCGGGGCAUUAUCUCUUUUAAUUUGUUUUGGAAUGCCCGUUAUGGCAAAUGCUGAGAAAAAAUGUCUUUUAACAUCUUUAGCUUUUUCUCCUGUAUGUGCAGUGGCAACAAUGAGUCCUGAGCAAGUGUCCACUGAUACAUGUACAUAUUUCAAUCUGCCAAAUCGUGGCACAUGUGUCACAUCUGAUUGCCAGAGAUCUAAGGGGCUAAGGCCUCUUGGAUUAACUCCUUCAGAUCUCACUGGAGUUACCAACUGACAGUCUGGACAUGCAGACACAAUGGCUUUGGCUUGAGAGGUAGGUAACUGAAACAUUUUUUUCAAUGAUGUAGAAUUUUGGUGGAAAAAGUUAUGAGAAAUUUUUGCUUUUUCAAAAUUGUUAGGUGUAGGUACUGUGUUAACUGGGAAAGCUGAAUUUGCUGCUUUAUCUGCCACAGCGUUCCCUUCUGUAAGUGCCUGGGAGGCAUGUAUGUGAUCUAAUGUGAGUGAUAUAGAAAGGAUGUUUCCUCUGUUGGAUUAAUAGUAACAAUGUUUUAAACAGGGUAAACAACUUUUGAUUGUUCAAAUCUUUUAAAUAACUAUUUUCUAUGCGACUUACAACUCCUACAACAUAGGCAGAAUCUGAUACCAAAUUCAGAGGCUGUGGAAAAAGUUGGAACGCUCUUACCACGGCUGAGAGUUCAGCAAUCUGAGAUGAACCUUCAACUUGAUGAACAUCUGUUUUCCAUUCUCCUUUUUCAAACCAGGCUACCACUGCAUUACUAGACCUCCCUGAGCCGUCUGUGAAGGCUGUCACAGCUUUCUUCAAAGGGCUAGUAGAAAAGUUAUUUCUCAGUCUGGGUUGAGAGAUGGAAAGAAACUGCAGAAAAGGAAUUGCUGGUAGAUGGGUUAUCAGUUUGCCUGUAAAAUCUGACAUAACCAGUUGAAAAUCAAACAGAUGUAAAUCAUGAUAACACAGUUGAGAUUUGGACAGCGGAACAUAAAGAAAAUCUGUGUCCUUCCCUGACAGUUCUAACAUUCAGAGUUUGCCUUUGUGACAGACUUUUGCAAGCAUUUCAGGCACAGUAACAACUGUCUUUGAAAACUGGUGACUGAGAAAUACCCAUUCCCACAAAAGAAAUUUUUUGGGUUUUGAGUCUAAUUGUCCUAUUACAGCAAAAGGCCGUUUUGGUCCACGAAAGAUUAGCAAUGCAGUAGGUAAUCCUUCUACUCUCCUGUUUACCUGUUGUUCUGAAAUUUUUUGGUUGAUCACUUCAAUAAUAUUUUCUGCUUCUGGUGUCAAGCGACGAGGAGAAGUUAGUUCUGCUUCUCCCUUAAGGAGCUGAAACAAAGGAGCUAAAAAAUCUGUUGAGAAACCAAAAAAGGAUUGUAUCCAAUUGAGAUUUCCCAAAAGAGACUGCAGAUCGUUUAGUGGUUUUAUUUUGGUGGGCAAGGUUACUGCUUGAGGCCUAAAUGUUCUCUCUUCUAUUAUCAGACCAAGGUACUUCCACGGGGAAAUUCUUUGUUCUUUUUCUGGGGCUAUUUCUAACCCAUGAUUACUCAGGGUUUUUUUCACAGAUUUAUGUACCAAUGUCAAUUUGUCAGUAUUAGGGGCACUGAUCAAUAGGUCGUCCAUGUAAUGAAAUUGAUAGCUUCAGGAAACUGAGAUCGAAUUGGUUCAAUUAUAUUGGACACCACAGACUGACAGAUUGUGGGACUGCUUUUCAUCCCUUGUGGCAACGUGAGCCAACUGAGACGUUUGGAGGGUUCAGCUGCAUUAAGAGCUGGAACAGAAAAUGCAAAUUUGUGUGUAUCACUAGGAUGGAGGUAGAUAUUAAAAAAACAGUCCUUAAUGUCUAAAAUAACAAGUGGCCAGUCUGCUGGGAGCAUGGCAGGGGAGGGUAGCCCAGCUUGGAGGGCUCCCAUGGGCUCUAUGAUAUUAUUGGCUUCUCGUAAAUCAUGUAAUAACCUCCAUCUCCCAGAUGAUUUUUUGAUUGUGAAAAUUGGAAAAUUCCAUGGAGUGUUUGUGGGGACUAAUCUGCUUUUGUCCAAUUGUUCUUUUACCAAAUUAUGAAUUUGCUGCAAUUUCUCUCCUCUGAGGGGCCACUGGUUUAUCCACACUGGUGUGUUUGAUGUCCAUGUGAGAGGUGGUGCCUGCGGCUCUCCAGUGGCCCUCAUCACAAAUUUGGAAUGGAUAAGAUAAUUCCCCACUGUGUUAUUACAUCUCUGCCCCACAAGGUUAGUGGAAUGUCCAAUAUAAAAGGUUUAGAUGAAGCUACCUUACCCUGUGGGCCUUGGACCAGAAGUGGUAGAAUGCUCUGGAGAGGAAUUUUGGAUCCUCCUACUCCCUGGAUGUCGACAGCUGGUCUUGUUGUACCCCAGGUGCUGGGCCAAUCUUUGGCAGAGAUUAUGGAAAUGUCCGCGCCGUGUCCAGUAAGCCAGACACAGAUUUCUGUUGGCCUGAAUUAGGAGAGAGAAGAGUACAUUCUAUUAUAGGUCUGUCAAGAGGAACCUUUUGAGCCCAAUUUAUGCAAAUUCCCUGUUCAUCCUGGGUUUCUGCCUCUAUGGGUAUGACCUGUGCUAUUUGAUCCUCUGGAUUAAUCACUGUGGGUACAAAGUUAGGUUUAAUUACAACAGACACAACUUUAGGAACUUGGAGACUCAUAACCAUAGGUAACACAGUAAUGCCUAAUGCAGUUGCAGAAUCUGUUCCUGUGAUAACACAUUUCCCUUUAAAAUCUGAAACCUGAGAAGAAGCAGAAGCUAAUAACACAGUGUGAUACUCUGUUUUUUCUAAGGUUUGAGGUUUUGAAGUUGCUAGCUCCAAUUUAAAGGCACCUGUUUGGGGUUUUUGUUGGGAACUGUUUGAGAGGGGUAGAUUAGAUUGCUUAAAGGAGCUUUUUAUGUCCACGUGCCGCUCUAAGCGCUCACCAAGCCGUUUCCCGAAUUCUGUGUUCUGUGAGGAGGCCUGGGUGAGAGUGGGUUUCCAUCUCUGUCAAAUAGAGAUUGACAGUCUAGAGCCCAGUGUAGCCCUCUUUUACAUCUGGGGCAAAGGCCUGGACGAAUGGUUUUUUGAGAAUUGGGGUUUUGAAAUGGUGGGCAGUUAGCUUUUAUAUGACCUGGACAUUUACAAUUAUGGCAUAUUAUUUUGGAGUGGUCUAGGGCUGCUGCUAAGGCUUGGGUCAUUUUUUCUGCCAUCUGCUGAGUUGCUUCUGCAAUUUGGUUGCCUAAUUGUAUAUUAGCUUCAGCUAAUUGGUUAGACAUUGACACCUGAGCUUGGACCAGGCUAUUUGCUAAUUUGUCAUCAGGGCUAAUAUCUUUACAAGCCUUUACCACAUCCAUGGGGGUAGGGUCACGAAGGUUUCUGAGAAUCUGUUGACACUGUGCAUUUGAAUUGGAGAUAGCUAGCUUCAGGAAUAGGGCAUCUUGUGCUUCUUUCACCUUUAUUUGUUUUUCUAUAGAUUCUUUUAAUCCUUCUGCAAAGUCAAUAAAAGAUUCAUCAGGCUUUUGAGUUACAUUAUUGAAAGGUGGAGUUGUUUGAGAGGCAUCAACUACUGAUUGUAGUGCCUGUAAUGCCAUAUUUCUGGUAGCAAUUAAGUCUUGUUUUGGAAUUUUGGCCUGAUCUGUAUUUGCAGCAUAUGGACCCUCACCAAAAAGCAUUUGUAUUGUAGUUUCUAUAGGUCUACGUGUAGUGGUACUAGUUUCAUGAGCAUCCUUUCUAAUUAAAGCUUUCCAUUCAUCUAAAAACAGUUAUUUGUACCUUAUUUAGUAAGGAUCUCAUUAUAUCUUUUAAAUCAUUUGGAGUUAGUACAAAGGCUGAGAAUAAAGACGACAGAAUUCCCAUUGCAUAUGCUGAAUUUAAACCAUAAGUUGUUACUGCCUUUUUUGCAUCCUUGAGAAGGGGUAUGGCUAAGGGGUCCCAUACCGGGGGUGCACCUGGAGUAUAAAACACUGGAUAUGCCUGCAAUAAAUUUAAAUCAUUACCAUGACUAGGAACAUUAUUUAUAUCAUUACAAUUAUUGGUAUGGUUGGUUCCUGUGGAAGAAAGAAAAGGGUUAAAAGGAGAAACAGAAUUGUUAAAAUUAUUUGACAUAUUUGAAAAUGGAUUACUGGGAGAAAACUUGUUAAAUGUUGUUAAGGAUUGUGAAUGGUUUGUAGCUGGAAAACUGUUUGGUGAGCCUGGUGCUGCUGAGUCAGUCACAGCUAGGUAGGUCCAUGCUGUAAGAGGUGGGGGAAAUCCUGUCCGUUAGGCGAGUGAGUCUGUGAUGCUCGGUCGUGAAGGUGCUCUGAAGCUGUGGGUGUCCUUGCAUGUCGCGGCACGAUGUAGAAAGAAGCGGGGGGAGCUGGAGCUGCAGGGCAGAGGUUGUCCCGUCCCCGGCGCCGGGCAGGGAGGGGGUCCCGAUGACGUCAUCCUGUCCCGCUCGGCAUCCCUAGGGAACGCAGGAGCUCUCGCUGUCGGUCCGGGGUGGUUGGAAGCCGGGAAUUCCCCGUCUCCUUUGUUUGGCCAUGCGGGGAUGGCGGCCGGGGGCUGCGGCUGUGAAGCUGCCUGGGGAAGCUGCAGUUGGUGAUCUCCCGCUGAGAGUUGCCGGGCAGGAGGGGCUGGGGCUGAAGCCACACAAACGCCUGCUGGAUUUUUCUCGGCACAGCUCUGCCCCGAAGAAUGCCUGUGGCAGCUAUUCCGUGUCAGGGGCGGUGGAAUAAAGUUUUGUGUCACUGGGGGUGUGCUUGGAGCGCUGCUGCUAGUGGGUUGAAGAGAGUCUGGGCUCAGGAACGGCGAGAUGGGAUCGCCUGCUCU